UCCAUAGUUUGUGUUGUUGUCAGAGAAUCCGCCAUCUUGACAGGUAAAUCGUGAAGUGAAGUGAAAAAACAAUGUGCAACUGCAAAAUAAAAUUCGACAACCAUGAUUUGGAAUGAUAUUCAAAUCCUUUAUCAACAAGACUCUCUGCCUUCGUGAUUGCAGGUGUCAAAAACUCUGACAAAGACACAAAAUCAAGCUUUACAUUCGUAGUUCAGGUGAUUUUUAGAUGGCUGGCAAGGUAGCCAACAAGUUGCACGUAACAAAGUUUUCAAGUCUUGAAUAUAACAAUGCCCCAUAUCUAGAUACAAACCAAUCGAGGGUUUGGAAUAUGGAAGAAGAUGAAGUUCUCGACCAACUUAAUGACGAGAGCUUCAACAAUCGAGUUGAAAUACUCGAACAAUUGCUUAUCAAGGUUAGACGAAGUGGUGGAAAACUGCCAUAUCGUGAUCCAAAGGCCAUAUUUAAUGGUUUAGCUCAGGCUCUUAAAGAUUCGAACUGGGAUGUUCGCCUGAAAUGCAUACAAUUAAUAAAUGAAGUAAUUCCCCAAUUUGGGGAUGAUUUAGACCCAUGCAUGACAGUUGUUUUAGGAAAACUUAUUCCAAAUAUUGGAGAGAGCAAAAUAACUGUGAGAAGAGCUGUUAUUCAAACCUUGCAUGUCUAUAUGAAACAUACUCGUAGAGUGCAAGGGUUAUUGAAAGCUAUUGUUCAAUAUGGCUUAGAUAAUAAUGAUCCACGUGUUGAAAAAGAAACAAUAAUUGCAUUACCAAUGCUUUUCACACCAGAGUUCGGAAGGGAAAACUUUUUUGACAUAACUCAAUCUUUGGCAAGGAAAUUACUGAACAGUUCUCUAGAGGAUAGUAUUCGUGAAAAUGUCCUCACAACUAUGGAGAAAAUUCGUAAUUUAGUAGGUGAACGGGAGUUUACCUCUUACAUUCAGAAACUUGCAGUGCCACUUAGGCGGUAUUACUGUCAGCUGACAAAUAGUGAUAUAGACUUGCAAGAUGGUUAUAACUCAGGAUCAACCACACCUAGAAAUUCAAAACCAUUCUCCAAGUCAACACAAAUGCCAAACAGCAGUCGUGCCCAGUAUGUUGAGUCAUAUGAAUUUGGAAUAGUCCCUAGUCAUGUAAUGAAUCAAAUAAAUGACCAAGAGAAUUUCAAAUUGCGUGCUCAAGGAGUUGAGGAAAUGAAGCGAAUUGUUGGAGACUUGCAACAUCAAGAGAUUGCAGGAAACCUUCUGCCCCACAUGAUGCCUUUCAUUAGUUUUCUUAAUAAUUUGCUAGAUGACAAUUAUUUCAAAACCACUACAGUUACAUUAGAAAUUUUAGAAAUUUUGGUGGAAAAAUUAGGCCAGAAUGUUAAGCAAUUUUUGAAACCUUUAUCUUCAACCUUGGCUAAAAGAAUGGGUGACAAUAAAAUAGUUGUGCGUCAGGCUGUGAUGAAGGUCGCCAUAAAAAUGAUGCAGAGUUACCAAGCAAAGCCUGUUUUAUCUGUGAUACUAGAAAAUAAUUUGACUCAUAAAAACUCUCGUGUGCGACAAGAAACUAUCAAUAUUUUGAUUGCAGCAUUGCUAACAUUCCCAAGUUAUGACUUUGAUCUCCCAAAAAUUUGUAAAACUAUUGCACCUUUAUUAACAGACAGUAAAAGACAGGUGCGUCAGGCGGUAUUAGAAUGUUUUGCUGUGAUAGCCCAAGCUAUGGGACAGGGAAGGAUGCAACCAUUAGUACAUGCUGUUGACACUGUUGAAUUAAUGAACGAAGGAGAAGGUGUCAUGGCUGCUGUUCAAGCACGGUUAGCAAGACGACAACUACCAAGAUUGAACUCAGAUCGGUUAGUGGAGUAUGCUACACCCAUGCCGAGUUCAGCUUCAUCGAGGAGCCAGUAUGUUCAUGGUGCUGACAUUGAAUGGAUAAUGGCAGUUGGUGGGUCAGGUUCCUCAGCUCGACAGUAUUCUAGAUCAGACACCAUGGAACUAGAGUCUGUCUCUUCAUCUGCCAGGUCAACACCUAAUGUCAUACCAAGUGAGAGUUUGACUCCAACCAACAGGACUCGAUUUUUAAGUGCUGGUCGAGGUCGUAGUAAACUACCAUGGGAAGAGGACCAAGAGGAAAGGGGAAAAUCAAUGACACAGUUGUUCAAUGAUGGACCUCCAAAAGCUAGGCACAUGUGGAGUGAAGAUAGUGGACCAUCACAAGACAGUAAUAGCAAUGGUAAACGUGUCCCUAAACGUAGAAUAACUGUAGUGGGAAUUAAUGCUGUAGAAGAAGCUCAGCAAGAACCAGGCUCAUACACACAGAAUUACCUAAAUAGAAAGAAGAAUAACCAAAGUGCAAAAGUCAACUCCAGCGUUCUUGGAGGCUUAGAUUUAGCCGAGACAGAUAGAGAAUCAAAAAUUAAGUUGAACCACAACCAACACGGUCAAUACAAACCACAAGUCCGACCUUUCCUAGAGGUUACUGGAAAUCUUGAUGUUCUCCCUUCUAACACGCACAAUGAAGAGGCUUAUUGGAGAGGCAAAGAUGAUGAAUCUCCAAUACCAACAAAAGCAGCCUUGGCAAGAUCUGCUACGAAAAGAAGUACUCCGAAGAAAGUUCCUCCUAUACCUGCCCAAUCAACGGAGAGAUUGGUAAGCCAUCAACGAGAGGAUGAUGGUGACAGUGCAUAUGCGACAUCCCUAGAAAGUACACUGGCAGAGGAAUCACACAUGGAGAUGAUGAAAUAUUUGAAGAGUAUCCAUGGAGGCCCUAAGAUGAUGCAUUCCUUGAAGAGUAUCAGGAGCAGUGCCAGUAAAAAGAAAGAAAAGAUAAGUAGCAGACAUGGAAGUCAGCGAAGCAUAUCCUCAAGGUCAAGGUCACCAUCACCUGACACACACGAAAGUGGAAUAUGGAGCACGGCAUCUUCAAAUAGAGAUUCUGAGUCGGAUGCUAAUUCAUUAUCAAGUCGCGGCAGAAAAGGGAAGAAAACAGAAUCACCAUUUGAAUCAAAACCAAAAUUAGCAAGAACUAACUCACUUGAACGUAAACCACAUGACCUUACUGUGGAUACUAAUAAAAAUGAAAUAGGAAAAUCUGUGAUUCGUAUAGAUUAUAAUCCAUCAAGUGGCGUGACUUUCCGUGAAAACAGGACGUCUGACGUCCAGGUUGUUGGUAAAGGUUAUAAUGAUGAGCCAAAUGAAACAAAACCAAUAAUAAUGGGAGCAAAUGGUCGGAGGAGGCGUGUUCAACCUAAAGGCCCGCUUUUGUCACCAUUAGGCGUGGCCUCUGUAAACAGUCACGGUGCUUUGGAUUGGGAUGACGAUAAAAUUCCCACAUCAGAUGGUAUUGGUGUUAUUGGCAAGGGAAUGUUUGAUUCUAGUAAUGGAUUUGAGCAUUCAUCAACUGGAAAUAACCAGUCUAAGGACAAUGAUAAAAAACCACAGCGAUCAGACCGUAAAGACUUCACCAGUGGUGUUGUGGGUGUCAGUGUCAACAACCGCACAGGAUCUAAUGAUGAACUCUUCAAUGAUUACGCUGAAGAAGAAGAUUUAAAUAAAUCCAUGAGCAAAGCUAUGAGAGAAAGAUUGGAAAAAGCACAGAAAAAGAAAGAAGAAGAAGCAGAACAACAGAGAAUUGAAAGAGAAAAGAAAAAACAAGAACAUGAUGAAAAAUUGCGGAAAGAACGAGAGAGGCAGCAAGAGAAACUACGUCGAUUAAAUACAAAUGAGAGCAUAGGUAUUGAGUCAAUAUCGAUAUCUAACCCUCCAGGACCACCUAACCAACCAGGACCACCUACACCCAAAACCAGAGCUUCUCCUUCAUUGUCCCCAAGGAAAUCUAUAAAGAAAACUUCUAGUCAAACAUCAGAAACUUCCAAAUCAAUGUUAGAAUCUGAUAACCCAGAUGAUUGGCAGCCUUAUCGUGAUCCCGACCAUGCAUUACGUGAUGCCAUGAACAGUCUUUCAAAUGAAGAAUGGGAAGUUAAAUGUAGUGGAUUAAACAGUAUUCGACGCCUAGCAUUGUUUCACCCAGAUACAGUCACCUCCCAAUUACAUAAUAUAUUGGUAGCAACAUUAAAAGAGGUGAAGAAUUUGCGGUCACAAGUAUCUAGAUUAGCCAUUAUCAGUAUAGGAGACAUGUUUACACAUCUCCAUAAGAAAAUGGAUGCAGAUAUUGAUAUAACUGCAAAAGCAUUACUUGCAAAGAGUGGUGAAAGUAAUGGGUUUAUUCGUGAGGAUGUUGAUAAAGUCCUAGCUGCUAUGGUAAACUAUAUCACUCCACAACGCUCUCUUCUAGCCCUUAUCUCAGGUGGUGCUACUCAUAAAAAUGUCGCUGUGCGGCAAACAACUUCUAAUUAUGUUGUUGGAGUUGUGGAGAAAAUGGGUCCUGGGAAAGUAUUAAGUGGUGUCAAAGAUAUCACAGAUCGCAUUUUACCAACUGCAGCCCACUUCUGUCUGGACAGCUCACCAAAAACUAGGUUUAAUGGACGAAGAAUCUUAGCUACUUUGAUGUCUCAUCCUGACUUUAAUAAAAUGUUAGAAAAACACUUGCCAGCAAAUACUCUUAGAAAUAUCAAAGAAAUUGUAGAUAUCAUAAAAAUUAAGGGCUUAGGAGAAAUACCAAGUGAAUCAUCUUCAGCCAGAGGUCUACGGUCAGGUCCCAGUAGUAGAGCUGGCUCUACUUUACGAGGUGGAUCUGCUGGCAGUGAAAAUGUUAAUAAUUCAUCCCCAAAGAAGUAUGUAAGAACAGAUGAAGGUACACAAGAUGAAAUAAAGCGAAUGACUAAUAUGAUUUCAUCUAAUGACUGGCGAGAAAGGCUCCAGGGUAUUACACAACUUCUGGAAUUUUGUGAAUCCCAUGCACAGGUUGUCGCUGUUAAUGCUACUAAGAUUUUUGACAAAUUUUUACCUCGACUGCAAGACCCUAACAGUAAAGUUAACUUGUUUGCUUUACAAGUCUUUCAACAGAUAAUACCAUUACUGUCUGACUCUUUAGCUGUUGUAUUAAAUAUGGCAGUAGGCAAUGUGGCCCCUAACUUAUCAUCAAAGAAUAAAGAGAUCUAUACUACUGCAAUGGACAUUAUCAGUGCCCUUAUGCAGAAUAUUGAUGGUGGAUUGUUGUUACAACCUUUGUCAAACCAAGCACAGUCAGCAAGUGCAAGAAGUAAACCUGAUUUAGUAGUCAAAGUAGCAGAAUUGGUCAGAUCUGUGUAUUCUAGGAAACAGAAACAAGUGGUGCUACAUGUGUUGCCACUAUUGUGGCAUUUACUUGGAGCCACCAACAGUAGUGGGGCUGUACAAGGGGGAAGUUCUAGUAUUCGGACAGCCACACAUGCAUUAGUUCAUGCUUUAUAUUCUGAAAUGGGGCAAGCGCUUAUGGAAAAGGCUCAAGCAGAUGCUAGUGUCACACCUAGACACUUAGAUUUGUUGAAUGAAUUGUUGGAGAGGUGAAAUUGAUCUGUGAUAACCUUGUUUGACCUCUUAUAAAGGUCAUUUGUUGUUAAUGGCAGCAAAGCCAUGUUUAUGUUGUAUGCACUGGGUAGAAACGGGUCAAUUUAGUCCCUUCAAUUUUGGGUACUGAGAAUUGUUAGAGAUUUAAAAUGAAGUAGAUUCAAGAAAUCAGGUAAAGGAAAUCUUAUAGGAAAAAAGUAAAUCAAAAAUCAAAAUAUUUGUGGGCACUCUCCCUUUCGAAAAGUAAGUGUGUGAUAAUAUAACAUUUUGUAUGCUUCAAUUUUAAAUAUUUUUUUACAUCAUAUUUAAAAAAAAAUGCUUUUUAUUACUCUAUAACUAAAUUAGAUAAUUUCCAUAUAUUUGUGAUAAUUCUCUUUAUGAAAUUCCAUGCAACAUCAAAUUAACCCUUAGGAAUUAAAUUCUUUUUCCCCAAGUAAUUGUAAGUUUGAAAUCUACGGUUUGUUAGAUAAGAUGUUAGACUGAAAUUGACUGGAUUUUACUGAGUGCACAUUAUUUAUUUAUUAGAAUGAAUAUGACAGAGAAUUGGCUUGCUGUGAAAAAGAAUACAUAGAGAGAAUGUGUUUCGUAUACAUGUCAAGUGCUAAAUAACUAUGUGAUAAUUAUGGUAUAAUUGUUAGUCCAGCAUUGCUGGUGUUAUGUACAGUGUUAGAGUGUACACGUACUUAAAUUAAGUUUCAACUUACAACCUUACUCCAUUCAUUUUUUAAUGCAAAAUAUAUGUUGGAAUUUUUAUUUUAGAUUUUACAAUGUCCACCGAUGUAAAAAGUAUUAGUAUUAUUAGGGCAUUUGUAGACAUUUUUCUUACUGUGAUAGAAACAUCUUGUUGGUUUACAAUGUACUAAAUUUGUACACAUAGUUAUUACUUUUCUAAUAAUAAAAUAUAUUAGGUAUUUUCAUGAAACUUGAUACAGAUUUUGAUUAUGAAUUAAGUGAAUAUAUACAAUUAUUAAAAAAAAAGUAGAUAUAAUAUUUUCAGUAUAUAAGAAAAACAGAAUUGACGGCUUGAGAACAUGUCCAUAAUGAUUAUCAUUGUAUACUCAUCAUCAUUGUAUACUCAUCAUCAUUAUUAGAAUUAUUGAAGGAUAUUUAGUUGUAUUUUGUAAAAGAAGAACAUGCACUUCAUGUAUAUUGGAAAUGCUGUUUUCAUGUUUGCAUUUAUAUAUUUUUUGAGGAAUUUCUCACCAUCAUAAUAAACAAAGUACAAAAGUACAAAAUAAUGCAGUAUUUAACUUCAGCUAAUUAAUGGUUUUAAAUUACUUGAUUUCUUAUGAGACUGUAGAUUUUUAUCUAUCAUAUCUUAAUUUUUUGUAUCAGAGGACAUAGUUGAUGUAUAUAAUGAAAACCAAACUAAUUAUAUAUUUAUAUUCAGCUUCCAGAUCAUUAACUAUAUACUAUAUAUUUGGCCAAGACUUAGUGAGAGAUUGUCUCACUGUAAGUAAAGUAGCAUACAACAUCUUAUUUUGUAGUAUCUCUGCUAGUCACAGCUUUGGAAAAAUUAAAAAUUUGAAAAUAUUUUAUCUGUGGUAAGCUUGUGUUUUGAUUUCAAACCUGCUAAACAAUAUAUGAGAUUGAUAUUUUUAGCCCUAUCAGUUAUAGAAGUACUUUUUGAUAUAUGUCUAAUAACAAUUUCAGUUUUUGCAUUUGAAAAGUAGAGCCAUUUACUAUUCACAAUAUUUAUUUAUUAGUUGAAAAGGAAGUUAAAAUCCAGUUUGCAAGUCAAAAGUUAUUAAUUUUCAAAAAGAUUCAUUUUUUUUAAAUGACCCUUAACCAUGAUAAAAUAAAGGACCAAUAAACUCCUCUAAGUUGUUUCAGGUAUACAAUAGUUUCAGGUUUAGAUAAUACAUAGUAGUUUCAGGAUAUUUACAUUAAAUAUAAUCCAGAUUAGUUAAGUAGGACUUUCUUAGUCAAGUAUAAAGCAGAUCAAACAUUUGCAUAAAGAUGCCAUUGUAUUUUAGCAUAAUUUUCAUCAGAUUUUUUGUUAACCAAACGGUUGUAAUUUGAUUAAAGUGCUUUUUGAUAUGAGUUGUAGCAAAUAUUUUUGCAAGCUCGUACAUUGUUUAAUUUACAUUACAUUUUAGUUUGUAAAGUUUGAAGUAUUUAAUGAUCAUUUUGCUAAAACAGAUGUUUUUUAUUCACAUAAAUUAUUUAUUAUUACAGAUUUUAUCAUCUAUUCCGUCCAUAUUUUACUUGUUAUUGUUUUUUUAUGUACAGUAUUUUUAGUACAAGUCUUGUUAGGUUAUUGAGAAUGUAAAUAAAUAAGUGUGUCAUUGUAAAUAAUAUUUGUAUUUAUCAUUGGUAAGUGGAAAAAUCUUCUUUUCAGUCUUGUUAGCAUCUUUAACUCUACAGGAAUCUCUCACUUAAUAAUCUGAACUUGUAUAUCUGUUAUGAAAUUGUAGGAUUCUAUCGCUUGAUUUUUGUUUUCCAAUAAUAUGUGACAGUUUGAAUAAUAAAAUGUUGUCACAAGAAUGGAAUAUCCAUUUAAGUUGGAAAAUUUUCAUGGAUAUCCCAAAAAACCUUAGUCCAGCAAAAAUAAUGAUCAAUUCCACAACUGCAUCAUAUUAUUUAGUUUGCUUUUAUAUUUAAUUAAUGGAAUUCAAAGAACAUAAUAUGGGCAUAGAAUUAUCAGAGACACAUUAUUAAACCAGCACUGAUCAAUCUCCUGACAAAUAUUGCUCAACAAGUAAAAGAUGAUCUACAUCAAAACCAACUUCAAUAAAAAAAAAUCAAGAAUUUUUCCUGUAGUAAGUUGUUAUUAUAUAAAACUGAAUGUGAUUGGGACUGUGGAGAAAUAGGUCCAUAGAGUUGGAACAAGUUAAAGUAGAGCUACAUUCUUAUUUUUAUUCAUAAAGGAUUAAAGAAAAUCUGCACAAAAAAUUGCCCAUAUUGUGUUGAACUGAUUUAACUCUUUCUAGCAGUCUAUUGGGGAAAAGCACCAGUAGCAAAUCUUGACAAGGGAACCAUAAUCUAUUAAUAUUCAUGAUGAAUUAUUUCUGACCAAUUUGUAUUUGAUUGUAAUUUUAUGUUGUUCAAAACCAGAUGUACUGGUAAUGUAAACCUGAUGAUAGUACUGUUUUAUCUAUUUUUGUAAGUCAUUUGAGAAUUUUCACUUUGUUGUUACUCCUGACAGUUUUCCAUAAAGGCGAGUCAUUAAAAACUUAAAAUAGUAUACAGAGUGCCUUCAGUGAAGUGAUUAAAAUUUUACAAGUUACUAUAAUUGUAUGAUGAAAAAGAGACACCUUAGGAAGUUUAAUCCGUCCAUGUAUUUCAGGUUUAAUUUAAUGGUGAGUUCAUAAAGUUAAAAUUAAGAUCAUUUAUAAACAGAAAACAGUUGUGCUGGGUUGAUCUUUUACAUGAAGAGGAAAUUAUGACCAAAAUAAACAUGUUAUGCUGUCAUGAUCUUUCCACAAAAGAGAAAAUAAUGACCUUAUAAAAACUGAAUUUAAUGUAUUUGUUUCAUGUCACACAGACCUAAUUGGUCAUUCUGCAACAGUUUAUUGUGUAAUUAUGAUAAAUAAGGGUUCUAUUUUAGUUUCAUUCUUGUUAUUUUUUUGAGAACACAACUUUUAAUAUGUUUUAUUUUUUUUUAAAUUAAAAAUGGUUUCUAUGUUUUCAGUUAAAACUUUAAAAAAAUGCAGCAGUUUGCUGAUAGUAUGGAUAAUAUUUCAACAAAAAAUUGCCUUCAUGUAAGAGAAAUUUCAUCAAUUCCUGUUAUGGGAAAAUAUCUGAAAUAAUUUACCAAUCUUAAAUUACUUAUUUAAUUCUAAAUGAUCCUUAUACCUGUGACAAAUGAAAAAUUGAAAUUGCAGAUAACUGGAAGCUAAGAUGUACAUGUACCAAUAAUUUUCAUCCGUGAGUACAUGACCUCAUGUCUCUCAUAUAGAGUCAAGAAAAUUUGUUUCUGUUUAUUUUAAAAUUAUAUCUUUUUAUUUUUUUAUCCUUCUCUUUUAAUUUUGUUUGGGUCCAUGUUUUCUUUGAUCAAGGAAUGAUAUCUGGUUUUUGUUUUGAUCUUUUUCUGAACUGUUUUAUUUUCUAGAUUUGUAGACUUUUGUUUAAUACUAGUAUCACAUACUGUAAGGAGUUAACACUGUGUAGAUGUAUUAUUUGUGCUUGCUCAAACCAGUUAUUCCAUCCCAUAGUCAUUUUGGGCUGUCUUUGCAAUGAUUAUAAUAAAUAUGUCUAGAAAAAAUUGUUGCAUUAUUAUUUGUCACUGUUUAAAAGUGAAUAAAUGUUAACUAUUCAUGUAAAGUUUACUACAUGUAGUUGCAUUCAUAUACCGAGGAUUUUUCAGUUUACAAAUGUGGAAAGUUUAUUGUAGAUUGACCAUAAACUCUGUUGUUAGUAGUAACUUAAUUGAUCUCAAGUAGGCAGUAAAUGAAUGAAAUAAACAAGUUUAGUUAGUUA
Molecule: messenger RNA, 9847 nt
Organism: Mytilus californianus (California mussel)
Lineage: Eukaryota; Metazoa; Mollusca; Bivalvia; Mytilida; Mytilidae
Product: TOG array regulator of axonemal microtubules protein 1-like
Exons: 24
Coding region: 227-5425 (1732 amino acids)
Biological process (GO): microtubule cytoskeleton organization
Cellular component (GO): cytoplasmic microtubule; cilium
Molecular function (GO): microtubule binding
Source: RefSeq, a predicted model, not a curated record